CGUCUAGUUACACAAUAAGAAACAAUACGAAAACAAUACUAUUAGCUAAUAGAUGCCCAGAAGUGAACUAAUGAACGGACAUCAUACAAUAUGUGGCAACACUGUUGUUUGCUUUUUUGUUUUCUAUUGCUGCGAAUAGCGCUUUUUCAUGAAUUGUGAAUAGGUGGUUCGGUGUUUGGUGGUUAGUUAGAUUGUUUAAAUGGGGCGUUGCGAAAUGCUUAUCCAUUUAAUUGUCUAAAGUUCUUCAUGUGAGCAGGGAAAUACCUUCUGCUGACUGCUUAAUAUUUUUCUAUUAGAUAUACCUCAAGUAAGAAAGGUUUCUGGUUUAAUAACUCAUCAUGAGCUACAACAGAGGAUCUGAUGGAAAACCCCGAGGAUUUGGCUUUGGAGGUUUCCAAAUGUCUAAACGUGAGCAGCGAUCUGCAGCAAUCCCACCACCACCAUCCAGCAAUGUUAGCAAGCACGGCUACUCCACUAUGUCAUCAAUCACUCAAAAUGCUAUGGUUGCCAGUGGAUGGGGUGGGCCUAAAAAGAGGGCAAAAACUGAAGAUGAAUACUUUGAAGAUGAUGAUGAAUCUUCGGCUGCACCUCAGCUAGCAUACAUUCCAGCACCAGGUAGCCCAUCGUAUGAAGGCAACAAAAAAGAUUCAGACUCAGAAGAAGAUCCUCUUGACGCUUUCAUGGCUGGCAUAGAGCAACAAGUAACUAAGGAGAAGAAGAGGGCUGAUAGUGCCAAGGAUAAAAUUGAAGAAGAUAAAUCCAAAGGCAUAAGAGAUGAUAUUGAUGGUGAGGAUGUUGAAGAAUCGUAUUACAGGUAUAUGGAAGAAAAUCCAAUGGCUGGUGUUCAAAAUGAGGAUGAAGAUGAUGAAAUGGAAUAUGACGAGGAUGGAAACCCCAUUGUCACUAUUAAAAAGAAAAUUAUUGACCCCCUGCCUCCAAUUGACCAUUCAACAAUUACUUACACUCCAUUUGAGAAAAACUUUUACAAUGUUCAUGAGGAAAUUAGUAGUUUAUCACCUGCUCAAGUAGCCGAACUACGUCAUAAACUUGGCCUAAAGGUGACAGGGGUGUUACCUCCUCACCCUGUUACAAGCUUUCCACACUUUGGGUUUGAUGAUCCACUCAUUAAAACUAUUCGUAAGCUUGAAUAUACACAACCCACUCCUAUUCAAGCACAAGCUGUCCCUGCUGCUUUGGGAGGAAGAGAUAUCAUUGGUAUUGCAAAAACUGGAAGUGGUAAGACUGCUGCCUUUAUAUGGCCUCUUCUCGUCCACAUAAUGGAUCAAAGACAGCUAAAACCAGGGGAAGGACCAAUAGGUCUUAUAUUAGCUCCAACAAGAGAACUUUCACAACAGAUCUACAAUGAAGCCAAGCGAUUUGGUAAAGUGUAUGGAAUUCAAGUUUGCUGCUGCUAUGGUGGUGGAUCAAAGUGGGAGCAGAGCAAAGCUCUCGAGUCAGGAGCGGAAAUUGUUGUAGCUACUCCUGGUAGAAUGAUUGACUUGGUGAAAAUGAAAGCUACUAAUCUGGAAAGAGUCAGUUUCCUUGUGUUGGAUGAGGCUGAUAGAAUGUUUGACAUGGGUUUUGAACCGCAGGUGCGAUCGAUUUGCAAUCAUGUCAGACCAGAUCGCCAGACUUUGCUAUUCAGUGCAACAUUCAAAAAGAGAGUGGAGAAACUUGCACGUGAUGUGUUGACUGAUCCAAUACGUAUUGUUCAGGGAGAUGUAGGAGAAGCAAACGAGGAUGUCACCCAAAUUGUGCUGGUUCUCAGCUCUCUCCCAGCUAAGUGGACAUGGCUGUUAGGUCAUAUUGUUGAAUUUUUAUCAGCUGGAAGUGUUCUAAUAUUUGUCACUAAAAAGGCUAAUGCAGAGGAGUUGGCUAACAAUUUGAGACUGAAAGAGUAUGAAUGUCUGCUGUUGCAUGGUGAUAUGGACCAAAUAGAAAGAAAUAAGGUCAUAACCAAUUUUAAAAAACAAGAAUGCAACAUUAUGGUGGCUACAGAUGUUGCUGCACGUGGUCUGGAUAUUCCUCACAUAAGAACUGUUGUUAAUUAUGAUAUUGCCCGAGACAUUGAUACUCACACCCACAGAAUAGGGCGAACAGGUCGUGCUGGUGAAAAGGGAACUGCAUACACACUGGUCACGGAUAAAGACAAGGAAUUUGCUGGUCAUCUUGUGCGCAAUUUGGAAGGUGCAAAUCAGGAAGUCCCCGGUACCUUGUUAGAUCUAGCUAUGCAGAGUGCUUGGUUUAGAAAGUCACGCUUCAAGGGCGGCAAGGGCAAAAAGCUCAAUGUUGGAGGACAAGGACUGGGAUUCAGAGAAAGACCUGGAUUGGGAAGUGGUGAUAGUGGUGGUAGCAGUAGUGGUGGUCAGAAGAAGCCAGGCCCAGCCGCCUCUGCCUAUGGAAGCCUUAACUCAAGUUCAUUACCAUCUGAAGGUCAGAGAGCAAGAGGUCCUGGAUCAGAUCGACUUGGGGCCAUGAAAGAUGCCUUCCGAGCUCAAUACAUGAGUCAGUUUACUGCAUCUGAGGAUACAACUUGGGAAAAGACAAUGCAGAAAUCUGAUUAUGGUAGUGUAAAACAUGAAGGCAGUAACAAGACCAGUAAUUCAAGCAGCUCCAGUAGCAGCAGUGGUGGAACCACUCUCAGUUCUGGCACAUACAUUGCUGGUGGUCCACCCAGAAACUUAAACUACCCUCCUCCUCCCCCCUUUGUUGCAGCAUCAUCAUCUAGUGAUAGCUCAUCGAGGUCAGACUCGAGAAAAAAAAGGAGUAGGUGGGACGACAAUUGAAUCAAUUGCUUCACUGCUUGAAUCUUUUGAUAUUUCCAGAAAUACAAUUGUCUGCUGUGUUUCACAUUUUGCUACAAUUUUCAUUUGUGAGCUGUGAUCUGUCAUUUAUAGGUGGAAAAUUUUGAAAAUUUGUAAUAUUGAACUGUAAAUUUAGAACAUUCUUCUAAUACUGCUAUGGGUCACAGUUACAUAAUUGAUUUUUUUUUCUGAGCUCACUUUUUAUAAUUAUUUACAAAGGUCUUUUGUAAGUGUUUGUUGAGUCAGUAAUUUUCUCAAUAUCCUCACUUUUCAUCACAAGUAUAGAUUUUGAACAAUUCUGUAUCCCUGUUUUUGAUGUGUAAAUAUGUAGAAAUAAGGUAAUUUAAUUCAUGAACUUUUAGCAGACCUAAGAUUAAUUUUUCUUCAAAAAUGUUAAUUUUCUCAAACCGUUAAGAUGGAAGUAUUCACCUUACUUGAAUUUGAACUCAGGCCUUUUCUGGCUGUAGAUUGCCCCUCCCCAUGUCAUUGUAAGUGCCGACAGGCCUUCCUCUAUGUAAUUGAGUUGUGUGUAAAGUGUAGUUUCUGAAAUGACUCAGGUUAACCUCUAGAGUAGGUUUAGUUCUGGAUCAAUUUUAUAUUUCUUGAAACAGUUGUUGAACAGUCAUCAGAAUAAUAAAGGACAACAGACAGCG
Molecule: messenger RNA, 3457 nt
Organism: Frankliniella occidentalis (western flower thrips)
Lineage: Eukaryota; Metazoa; Arthropoda; Insecta; Thysanoptera; Thripidae
Product: ATP-dependent RNA helicase DDX42
Exons: 15
Coding region: 339-2786 (815 amino acids)
Molecular function (GO): ATP binding; RNA binding; RNA helicase activity
Source: RefSeq, a predicted model, not a curated record